Staurois parvus is the source of this 852-nucleotide messenger RNA. NCBI's taxonomy places the organism in Eukaryota, Metazoa, Chordata, Amphibia, Anura, Ranidae. The record is from the annotation of a GenBank genome assembly.
AUGUGCGGGAAAUGUUUUGUCCAGAAGUCGGAUGUCAUCAGGCACCAAAAAACUCAUACAGGAGAGAAGCCAUUUUCCUGUCCAAAGUGCGGGAAGUGUUUUUCCCGGAAGUCAAACCUAAUCACGCAUGAGAAAGUCCACACUGGAGAGAAGCCAUACUCUUGCUCCGUGUGCGGGAAAUGUUUCAGCGUGGGAUCCAACCUCGUCACCCAUGAGAGAACGCACAGGGCCGAGAAGCCGUUUUCCUGUUCCGGGUGCGGGAAAUCUUUCACCCAAAGAGGCCACUUGAUUUCACAUCAGAGAAGCCACCGAGGUGAGAAGCCAUUUUCCUGUUCGGAGUGCGGGAAGUGUUUCACAGAGAGGUCCAAUCUCGUCAUUCAUGAGAGAAGCCACCGGGCUGAAAAGCCUUUUUCCUGUUCGGAUUGCGGCAAAUGUUUUACCCGGAAAGAAACGCUCAUCACGCAUCAGAGGUCCCACACAGGGGAGAAACCUUUCUCAUGCGCUGAGUGCGGGAAAUGUUUUUCUCGGAAGUCGUAUCUUCUCACCCACGAGAAGGUUCACAGAGGGGAGAAGCCCUAUUCGUGUUCGGAGUGCGGGAAAUGUUUUACGGACAGAUCGAACCUUGUCACUCAUCAGAGGAUCCACACCGGCGACCGCCCUUAUUCCUGUACAGAAUGCGGGAGGGCGUUUACCCAGAAGUCUGACCUAGUCAGACACGAAAAAAUUCACGCCGGGGACCAUCCCUAUUCGUGUUCUGAAUGCGGAAAACAGUUUUCGGAGCGGUUCUCCCUCAUGACACAUUUGAGUUUGCACAAGGGACCGUCAGAUUCUCUGGAAGCGGCAGCUGAGUGA